Messenger RNA from Miscanthus lutarioriparius, 456 nucleotides. NCBI's taxonomy places the organism in Eukaryota, Viridiplantae, Streptophyta, Magnoliopsida, Poales, Poaceae. The record is from the annotation of a GenBank genome assembly.
AUGGCCGUCGGCCGCGAGACCUCCAGCGCCACCCUGGCCCUGCGCGCCCCGCCCCGCGAGUUCCGGACGCCAUGGCCGCACGACCGCGUGCUCCCCGAGCAGCAUGAGCGCUCUGGCAUACCACAGUUGAGCAGCCAUGGCAUGUGGGGCUCAUGGGGCAAGGGACUGACUGGUGGCCACAGCAGAUGGAGGCUAGUGGGCAAGGAUUAUGUCAUAGAUACAGAUUCCGUCACAUUCAGUCAACCAUCUUUACCUGCAGCAACUUCCCUUGUCAAACCAAAUGGAACCUAUCCAAGAUCCCAAUAUGCCACUGUCCGAGAACCAGAUGACAAUUCUCUCGGUAGAGAAAUGCAACUGGAAUAUGAAUUUAUUGGCAGAUUCCCAGAAAAUGGGUCACAUGUUCUUUCCAACAGCUAUCCAUUCAACAGUUCAAAAUCAAUUCAAAGUAUCUGUUAA